AUGGGAAAGGGAAAUGAAGACCCCGAUCUCCACUGCUCCUCCAUCCAGUGCUCCACUGACCAGCCCCCUUUCCAACAGAUCUCCUUUACAGAAAAGGGCUCAGAUGAGAAGAAACCAUUCAAAGGAAAAGGCAAGACCGCCUUCUCCCAUUCCAGUGAGAAGCACAUACAAAGGCAAGCAGAAUCAGAGCCCAAUCCAAACAAGGAGAAUUCUGAGGAAACCAAGCUCAAGGCCGGGAACAGCACUGCUGGAUCAGAACCAGAGUCCAGCUCAUACCGGGAAAACUGCAGGAAAAGAAAAAUCAGUUCCAAGGACAGCUGCCAAGACAGAGCAGGUAACUGUCCAGAAGAGGAGUGCAGCUUGACGUUGAAUAAAAAAUCAAGAUCCUCCACCGCUGUGCACAACAGUGAAAUCCAGGAGACCUGUGAUGCCCACCAUAGGGGACGUUCCAGGGUUCGCACUGGGCGCAGGGAGCGGCAUAGGUCUCAGGCCCUAGGAGUCCAAACACCGUCACUUCGAAAAAGCUUGGUGACCUCUGUGCGAGCUAUGUCAGAGGCUGUUUACCAAGACCUAGCCCAGGUGUGGGCACAGCAGAUCCAUUCUCCACUGAUCUGUGAGCAGCGGAUACUGCUCACUCAGCUCCGGGGGCCUCUGUGUGCCCAGGUGCAGACUUUGUAUUCCAUGGCCACCCAGGCAGCUUAUGUCUUCCCUGCUGAGAGCUGGCUUGUCCCAGCCACACUGCCUGGCCCUGGGGAUACAGCCUUGGAGAGAGAAAUCCAUCCUUCCCUGGGCAGGAGAUAA
This is a messenger RNA of Pongo pygmaeus (Bornean orangutan), 801 nucleotides long. Its product is annotated as protein FRG2-like-2. The record is from RefSeq and is a predicted model, not a curated record. Lineage: Eukaryota; Metazoa; Chordata; Mammalia; Primates; Hominidae. The transcript has 4 exons. The coding region runs from base 1 to 801 and encodes 266 amino acids.